AUGGAUACCACCCAACUAUUUCUCGACCCGACGUUCUGGCUCGAUACCCCAACUUUCCAGUAUCCCUCGGAUUUAAACAUGGAAUAUCCUAUUCCCCUCUCGGAAGACCUGGGACGGAGGAAGAAGACUAGAGUUAGAGCUUCGAGGGCGUGUAUUGCGUGUCGGUCCAGACAUACGAAAUGUGAUGGCGUAGAGCCUGUAUGUACGAAAUGUCAGGUCGAAGAAAAGGCGUGUGUGUAUACUAAGAGUCGACGGGGAGGGAGUGGUCGGAAAGUUGGGGGAUCGGUGAGUGAAGAUCAGGUUCAUUCUGGGGGUGGAGGUUUGAUGAGAGGGAGAGAGAGAUAUGAGGGCUCUUCUCCUGAAGGCACGAUCGCUUCCGCAAGCGAGAUUAUCGACGACGGCGGGCACUUCGUGUCACGAUAUUUCGAAUUCUUCCACAAAGCCCAUCCAUUUAUUCUUCCUCGUCGGCAAUUCCUCGAACGAGUUCAAUCAGAUCCAUCGUCACUAGACCAUCUCCUCCGGGUACUGAAAUACAUCGGUGCGCUCUACACGCCCGGUCCACAAACCGACACCCUCCGUCGACUCGCCCACGAAAAGCUCACAUCCCACGACCUCCCUUCGAAUGGAUUUUCAGUACAAGCACUACUGCUGUUUUCAAUCGCAAUCCACUGCUCCGACGAAUACGCCGCCGCGGAAAUCUACCUCGACAAAGCCAUCGACAUCGCCCUCUCCAUCGGCCUCAACACCUCGGACUUCGCGCUGCAAAACGCUGAGAACGACGCCAUCCUCGCCGAAUCAUGGCGGAGGACGUGGUGGAGUUUGUAUUGUAUCGAUGCGAUGUUCGCUGCGAUAAGCCAUUACCCGACUCAUCGGCUGGAGAAUAACAUUGGGACUGUUUCGUUGCCGUGUGAAGACUGUGCUUAUAAUUCUGGCAAUAUCCCCACACCACGUACGUUACGAGAGUACGACAACCGCGAGUUCGCCGCCGAGGAGAUCGUGUACUCGUCUUUUACGUAUCUCAUAGAUACAUGUCGUAUCGUGUCUACGCAACAAGCACUCAUGCAUCUGGAUCACGGACCGAGUGAGAAAGCGCUCGAGGCUGCGGAUGCGAAGUUUGUGAAUUGGAUUUCAUAUCUCCCACGCUGUAAGAGUGAGGUUGUGACGAGGGAGGGCGUGGAUGAAGUUAUGUUUUUGGCGUGUUUGGUGUUGAAUGUAGAAAAACUCCUCCUCCACCGUCCACACUCCCACCUCCCCUACUCCCCCCUCGAAACCCGCUCUAAAUGCACGCCCCCAAGCAUCUCCCGCCAGUCCCGCGCCAUCCGCACCCUCCACACGGCCAAAGCCCUCGAAGCAAUCACCGCUUCCAUCGCGCUGUUCGCGCUCCCCGCAGAGGUGUUGAAACAUAGUCCGUUAGUGAGCUGCGCGCUGAGUUUGAAUGUCAUGGCGCUGGUGAGCGCGUGUAAUGCCGUGUUUGGGGCGAGGGAGUAUGAGGUGGGAAGGGGACGGAUUAGGUUGGGGUUGGGUGCGUUGAGGGGGCUGAGGGGGGUGUGGGGGAUGGCUGGGCGGAGUGUAGGGGAGGUUGUUGGGGUUGCGAGGGAGCUUUUGGGUGUUGAUGGGGGGAGGGAGGAGGUGGGAGAGGGAGAGGGAAAUGGAGAUGGAUUGGGGAUGAAUUUGGGAGACGGAGAGGGGUUGGGGUAUGUGGAGAUGCUUGGGGAGGAGGGGAGUGCGGAUGGGAGUGGGGAGUUGGGGUUUAUGCGGUUUAGGGACUUGGAUGUUGGGGCUUGA
This is a messenger RNA of Glarea lozoyensis ATCC 20868, 1785 nucleotides long. RefSeq names its product Zn2/Cys6 DNA-binding protein. The coding region runs from base 1 to 1785 and encodes 594 amino acids. Gene Ontology annotation, molecular function: DNA binding; zinc ion binding; DNA-binding transcription factor activity, RNA polymerase II-specific. NCBI's taxonomy places the organism in Eukaryota, Fungi, Ascomycota, Leotiomycetes, Helotiales, Helotiaceae. Gene Ontology annotation, biological process: DNA-templated transcription; regulation of DNA-templated transcription. The record is from RefSeq and is a predicted model, not a curated record. The transcript is spliced from 3 exons.